CCGGGCGUCGCAGGUCCUGACAGGGAAGAAGUUUGCAGGUCCUGGCCGGGGAGAGCGGCAGCGGAGGGGGGGCCGCGCGCGCGUCCGGUCAGCGCCGGUGAUGGAGUCGCAGGUGGCGGCCUCGGGGGCUGCAGGGGCCGCAGCAGAUGCGGGCGAGCGUUCCAGGAUCGGAGGUGCCAGCCAGGGGGUACCCAAGGGGGCCGCCCGGUGGAAGCUCCUGCGACAGGUUCUGAAGCAGAAACAGCUGGAUGACUGUCUGAAACAUGUAUCCGUGAGAAGAUUUGAAUCAUUUAAUCUGUUCUCGGUCACAGAAGUCAAAAAAAGGGAAACUGAGGAAGAGGCUGGUGUGUGGGUCCAGUACAUAAGCGUCCUUUAUCCUGAAUACAGUAUCUCCUUGAGGCAUAAUAGUGGACCUUUGAAUGUUGAAGACAUUCUCACCAGCUUCGACAAUACAGGAAAUGUUUGCAUCUGGCCAUCUGAGGAGGUUUUAGCUUACUACUGCCUCAAGCACAGGAACAUGUUCAGGGACCUUGCUGUGUGUGAGCUCGGGGGUGGCAUGACAUGCUUGGCUGGGCUCAUGGUAGGUCUUUUCUCAAUUCCAAUCCCAUUCAGAGGGAGGAACAAAAGGAAAAAUGUUCCAGGGCCUCCAACUGCUGGGUCAGAGAACCGUCAACAGCAUCAGCUGCGGUCAAGCUGCCGGGUCUUGAGAGACCUUCUAUCAGCUGAUGGCCACUGCAGAAGUUUCCUUAACUCUGCCCCCGCAGAUGUGAACAGCAUCAUCGAAAGCAAUCAGAAGACUGGCGUGUUUAAGGCUCAGAAAGUAUCAAGCUGCGUUUUACGAUGGGAUAAUGAGACAGAUGUCUCUCAACUGGAAGGACAUUUUGACAUUGUUAUGUGCGCUGACUGCCUGUUCCUGGACCAGUACAGAGCCAGCCUUGUUGAUGCAAUAAAGAGAUUACUCCGGCCCACAGGGAAAGCAAUGGUAUUUGCCCCACGCCGAGGGAAUACGUUCGACCAGUUUUGCAAUCUAGCUGAAAAAGCUGGUUUCUCUCUCCAAAGACAUGAAAAUUAUGAUGAACACAUUUCAAACUUCCACUCCAAGUUGAAAAAAGAAAACUCGGACAUAUAUGAAGAAAAUCUCCAUUAUCCCCUUCUGCUUACUUUAACCAAAAUGGGAUAGAAGACAGAGGGCAAAAAAAAUCAGAUGCACGAGGAAUUAUUUUCCCAAGAAGAGAAAUCUGCCACAGGUCCCCUGAGACUCAGGACCCCACCCACUUUUGCACAUUCCACAUCUUGGUCCUGGGACCACACACACACACACACACACACACACACACACACACACACACACACACACCACUGCCCUCACAGUUCCCUCACCUUUUCUUAUAAUCAGCUUGUUGCUCUCUAUACCAAACCUUUGUGUGUUUUUAUGUGCCUGCAGCCAGUCCAGGAUCAGAUCUGGACCUGUUAGCAAUCGAAUUAUUUUCAUCUCUAAAUCAGAAUUCUCUCUUUUGAUGACCCCCCCUUCUUUUUUAAUUGCCUUUGUUCUGUUGAGUAAUGGUAGUCUAGAUCUAUAAAUACAGAAACAUCUUUUCUGCUUAAAUAAAUAAAUAUGUAAACCCCA
Molecule: messenger RNA, 1627 nt
Organism: Cricetulus griseus (Chinese hamster)
Lineage: Eukaryota; Metazoa; Chordata; Mammalia; Rodentia; Cricetidae
Source: RefSeq, a predicted model, not a curated record